This is a messenger RNA of Penicillium verhagenii, 669 nucleotides long. RefSeq lists its product as uncharacterized. NCBI's taxonomy places the organism in Eukaryota, Fungi, Ascomycota, Eurotiomycetes, Eurotiales, Aspergillaceae. The record is from RefSeq and is a predicted model, not a curated record. The coding region runs from base 1 to 669 and encodes 222 amino acids. The transcript has 2 exons.
AUGAAUUCCAACCAGCCAGAAAGAACCAAUGGCAAUGCACCGGAUGAACAAGGUGUGGCAUCUGCGAAACAGCGUCAUCGCCCUUUAGUUCAAGGACUCUUCUCCUUGUCUGAGCCACCUAGUGUCAUUUAUGAGGGGUACAAGUUUUUCCAAGCGGACCCAAUUCCCGGCGAAACGGCUUCAUGGACAAAAGUGGAGCGAACACAAAUGAUCAUGAAGCAGGAUGAUUUCUGCUGGAUGGUCCAGGAGCGGGCAAACAAAAUCUCUGCAGCCCAGCAAUACCUAUUGUUAUCGGAAAUUCGCCAGGCGCACGUUAAUCAACUGAUUGCAGAGAAGCGACCCCUUAAUCCCGAGGUGGAGUGGAGUUGCGUCUAUGCCAAGGAGCAUGAGGAGCCCUUUAAAGCUCGCAAUGCACACCGCAAUGACUAUGAAGUUGUCUACAUGCAAAUAAUUCUGAUGCAGCGACCUGUAAACACGAGUACGCAUUGCAGGACGCCGAUGGGGGAUCUCGUGGACCUGGGUGCCCACUUUGGAACUCGGCCUGGCAGGGAGAAGUGGGCUAGUGAUAAGGUAGACCAUGAUCAACGAUGGAGUGUUACGGAUGAGAAAGAGACAACGCAUGAAGAGUCAGUUCACCUCUCCUGGUGCCACCACCUACAUAUUCUAUAA